Molecule: messenger RNA, 477 nt
Organism: Asterias rubens (European starfish)
Lineage: Eukaryota; Metazoa; Echinodermata; Asteroidea; Forcipulatida; Asteriidae
Product: C-type lectin BfL-2-like
Exons: 1
Coding region: 1-477 (158 amino acids)
Molecular function (GO): signaling receptor activity
Source: RefSeq, a predicted model, not a curated record
AUGGCGAUUAAGUCAGCUCUCUUGCUAUGUCUCUCAUUUGCACUCUUGGCGACACCUUCUCAGUACUGUUCGGAAUGCAGUCUGCCUUGGCAAUCCUUCAGAGGAUUCUGUUAUCUCCUAGUCGAUGUUCCCAAGUCCUUCUGGGAGGCUGAGGGAUACUGCAAGAGUCUCUCAAGAGGAAGACGGGACGCCCACCUUGUCUCAGUCACUGAUGACCAAGAAGAAGACUUCAUCGAGGAAUACACGAAACCGUCUGGGCAGAAUGACAUCAGGAUUGGCUUCGUCCUGAACCACACGACCGAUGACUAUUACUGGGUUGACGGCAUCACAUCUCGGUAUACCGAUUGGGAUGCAGCAGAACCGACUAGAAAUGGAGAAGACUGUGCCGUUUUGAAGCUCUCGACACACUGGAAUGACCGCGGAUGCGACAACCCGUAUCCCUUCAUCUGCAAGAUUCCUGGAAAGUAUACGAAAUAA